Molecule: messenger RNA, 1424 nt
Organism: Mizuhopecten yessoensis (Yesso scallop)
Lineage: Eukaryota; Metazoa; Mollusca; Bivalvia; Pectinida; Pectinidae
Product: WD repeat-containing protein 18-like
Exons: 11
Coding region: 117-1394 (425 amino acids)
Biological process (GO): rRNA processing; DNA-templated DNA replication
Cellular component (GO): nuclear pre-replicative complex
Molecular function (GO): protein binding
Source: RefSeq, a predicted model, not a curated record
CAAAUACUGCACAGGAUCGUUACACGAUUCUUGGAACGGCUGACUUGGACUAUUAAUUGGAUUCUAUGGUAUAGAAGUUCAUAGAAGUGUUACUAACGAGUGAGGCCUCGGGCCAGAUGUGGAACGUGUGUGUGUGGGACUUCCACUCCUCCACCAGUCUCCUCACCUACAAAGGCGGGACCACUGCACCUCACGGUCUGGCCGUCCUCAAUAACGACUUCAUCAUCUCGGCUCUCACCACAAAACCAGUCCUCAACAUCUGGUCACUUCACAAAAGGGACAACCAGCAGAUGAAAAUGGUUUGUCCUGGCAGAGUUACUGCCCUUGAUGUGACGCCCAAUGGAGAGUACUGCAUUGCAGCUGUGUCCGAGAAAAUCCACAUCUGGCAGGUAUGUACGGGACACCUGAUGACCGUGCUGGGCAGACACUACCAGAACGUCACGUGUCUGCGGUGCUGUGACGACGGGUCGUACUUCGUAUCGGGAGGCGAUGACAACAUGGUCAUUGCCUGGUCACUUGGCAGGGUGCUAUCAGAGACUGGUGAAUACAGUAACAGACGAGCGCCGGUACAUGUAUGGUCUCAGCACUCCCUCCCCAUCACAGAUAUACACAUAGGCUACGGUGGCAGUCGGGCCAGAGUUGUCUCCUCUUCCCUUGACCAGUCCUGUCGUAUGUGGGACCUGGCCUCCGGGGAGAUGAUUUGCUGUAUCGUGUUUGAUGUCAGUAUAACGUCCACUGCCAUGAAUCUCACCGAGAGCUUGCUGUUUGCCGGGGGAUCCAACGGCAAUAUUUACUGCUACAAUCUAUACGACAGGCCCAUCAGAACAGAAAGACACAUACAGAGUGACACAGAUGACCCAAGUACAACUAUCUAUAGUGGCCACAGUAAGCAGGUAACUUGCCUGUCCAUAUCACUGGACGGGAGUCAGCUGGUAUCCGGGUCACAUGACUGUGAUGUCAGAGUGUGGGACGUGUACAGCGGACAGUGCAUCAAAACAGUGCCACAUAAAGGAGUGGUAACAAACGCCAGGCUGAUACCAACGCCCCCUGGUGUUGUAUCAGAAAUCAAACGUCCGUUACUUCCAAUGCAACCCUUCGAACGCCAUCUGUACAUUCCGCAGAAAAGUGGAGAUUCAGGAGAAGAUAACUCGUCAGACACACUAAAUCUAUACAUAAACCAAUUUCAACAGGUAACAAAGUCAUCAGAUGAGGCCAGAUUAUACACAGAACCAUUACUACGGUCCAGGGACACUUUUGAUGAAGUCACACCACAGGUACAGGAGACAUGUAUAGCAGAGAUGAAACAGGAGAUAAACGAGCUAAAGUCAGCCAACAAAAACCUCUACAGUUUUGCAGUGGACGAAAUAUUACAAGAGAGAAAUAAACCCUCCUGAUAUCAGUAAUACAUUGAUGUUGUUUUAUAU